Messenger RNA from Lathyrus sativus (Indian pea), 510 nucleotides. The record is from the annotation of a GenBank genome assembly. NCBI's taxonomy places the organism in Eukaryota, Viridiplantae, Streptophyta, Magnoliopsida, Fabales, Fabaceae.
AUGGGAAAGAAAGUAAUUGUUCAGGAGAAACAAAAUUUCAACAACUUGAUUAAGGUUUUGAAACCUAAAGUCUACAUCACUAAUAGUUCAUGUUUCAAGAAGUUAGUUCAAGAACUAACUGGAAAUGCAGAUUCCAACAGUUUGUCUCCACAAACAUUGGAAGUGUCAAAAGUUGUUGAGAAUUGUAACAUUAUUGAAACUGAAACUACUAGUUUUGAUAAUUCAGUUUCAACUGAGGGAACAAGUUACAACUCUUCUCAAACAUCUGGAUUUUCUUGUGAUGAUAGAGUGUUGAAUGAAGAAUUCAAUCAAGUUUGCAACCAACUUUGUUUAGAUAAUGAAUCAUUGUUCUUCCAAGAUUUUAUGGUGAAUCAACCUCUUGAUGAAUUGAUGGCAUUUCAGAAUGUUGAAUCACUACUUUUUGAUGUUGAAUUACCUAAUCCAUUUUACAAUUAUUGUCAAGAGAUUGAAGGGACAGAUGUCAGCAUAUAUGACUAUGAGCUUCUUUAA